CACACUGCUCACGGAGUGGGGAGAUGGGUUGCGUUUAACGCACUCGGUAAAAGUGAACACCAAUCCACCUCCCGUGCAUAAUAUUAAAAACGUCGAAGUCACGUUUGAAAUUCUAAGUGCGGUUUGAACUCGCGUCUCUUUGUGAUGAUGCGUGAAUUCCAUCGGCGAACGACGGGGAAGAAAGAAGCCACUGCUCAGUUCGUGUUGGCCAUCAAGGGGAAGUGUUGACAAAUCCCGAAGUCGUUUUGUGUUCUUAAAGGGCGCACUGCGGUUAGCGUCGGCGCUGCUGGAAGUGAACGCAGCGACACCGACGCCGACGCCGACAUCGACGCCGACAUCGGCGAGCAGCAGAGGAUUUUUUUAGGACAUCAUCCAUCAUCUAAGCCACUUCUCCUCACGAGGGUCGCGGGUGCCCUGGCCCCCCAUCUCAGCUGACUUCGGGCGAGAGGCGGGUACACCCUGAACUGGUCGCCAGCCAAUCGCAGAGUGAGCGAGCCCUCGGUCGCCAUGGACGCUCGCCCGCGUGCUCGAGGAGCUCCGAUCAAGUCCGGGGCCUCUGUCAGAAAAGAGACCAUGCGUGACAGCGGAGCGCAGUUUGUCAAGAGCCUCUUACGGAGCCGAAAGGAUCUUUGCCGUCUCAACCUGGAACUCCCGUCCAGAGACGGCACAAUAGUCGCGGAGGUUCAUUUUGUUUGUCUGCCUGGUCAGAGUGAAGGCGACGUUGCUGUGGAUCAGGCCCUGGCGUCCCUUCCGGCGGGGCUGCGCGAGAUGCUCAGAAACUUCCACGUUCACGGCCUGAGGAACGAUGAAGUUCAGAUGCUCAAAGACUCGCGCAGUCUGACGGAGCACAAGGACGCUGGGCCUCAAUGCUGGCUAAAGGCUGUGUGCGUGCUGCGCCACAACCCCGGUGCCAGCGGGCAAUCCGCAGCCGGCGCCACGUCGUUGGCAGGCCUUCUCGGACGCUACGUCGCCGGCAUCCGCUACGCCGUGGAGCUGCAAAGCCUCCGCAGUGAUGAAGCGAGGCGGUCGGAGGAAGACGACACCAACCGGUCCGUCUCGUCCAUCGAGGACGACUUUGUCACUGCUCUGGAGAAUCUCGAGGAGGUCGAAAUGGGAGACGGCCCCUCUUAUCGCCCUUUCAAAAGACGUGAUGUGGCGUCACAGACAGUGCCUGCCCACAAGAGACGAAAGGAACUAUCAGGCACCCGUAUUAUCAUAGGCUCGUCUUCAAAGAAGUAUGCAGCCAAACACAAACCGGGCCCGGAGGUUUCUGUCACAGUACAGAGGUCCUCGGGCAUGGAAACCCAGUGGACUUACUGCAGUCCAGGAGCUCGUCUACCCUCACCGACAGUUCAAGUCAGUCAAUCCGAAGAAUCUGACUGCUCCAGCCCGAGCCCUAUCAUCUUUCUGGAUGAGGUGGGCUAUCAGAAGAGCAUGUUGGCCAAGCUGGACAUCCCUCAAGUGCCAGGAGGUCCCAGAGAGAGGGUGGAAGACUCUGACUCUGAAGUGAGUGAAUUCUUUGACAGCUUUGACCAGUUUGAUGAUCUUGAAGAUUUCAGUUCGGAGAGUGGCACUCUCACGCUGCCUAUGGAUAAUGACAGUGCUCCAGCAGUACAGACUACCACUGUCAAAUCUAGCGCUGGUGGUUCGGCAACCAAAUACGUCUCCAAAGGCUGUUCAACAAAGGACAUGUAUCCUCACUGCUUUGAUCAACCCAUUCUCCCAGCCAAUGUGAAAAAACCCACUCCCCUUAAACUAGGCUCCCCCUAUGGACCUCACUCUGAGGUUCCUGACUCCCCACGACCAGUACAGAGUCCGUCUGAGGACAAUGGUGGUCCACUCUUCAGUCCUAUUAACUCCUCUGCAUUUAGCCCCCUGGUGGAUUCAAGUGGGGUGCUGGAAUAUUUCUGGAAGAGAAGUGAGGAUGGGAGCAACAGCACUGAGUUACGAAAACCUCAAGAUCUCUGCUCUUUGUAUAAGACCUACUCAGACUUUGCCAACAGUCUCUCCAAAGAAAUUCUUGGAUCUGUCUGCGGGUACCAGUCCGCUAUAGACAUUAAUGACAACAAGAAUCUCAGUUGUGUAUGCCAAAAGAAAUUCACCAACUCCUCAGGCUACACAAUGAAGCUGUCGGAAAUCCAGGAGACUGUGACGGUGGCCGGGUUACAGAAAUCAUCCCAGUCUUUGAAGGAUGGUAUCCAGAGGUUUGCUGCUGACCUUGUAGAAAUGAGCCUGGGCAGCGCCUUGCGGGACCUCCAAAAAGGCGUGUCUAUUUGCACCACCACUUUGUGUCAGCUAGCUGCUAGACUCACCUCCUCAGUAUUUCAGAUGGCGUUCCAUGAGAUUGGCAUGCGGCAGGCCUAUGUGUUGAAGGAGCGAGCGGUGAAUGGGUUAGCAAACUUCUUGGUCGGAGAGGCAGUAUCUGGUGCUCUGAAAGAGUUCUUGACUGUGAAAAAGCAGGUUUUCCAUAGCACGGUGACACAGUUUGCGGCUGAUUUAGCCGAAGAGCUGCUGUUCGAAGGUAUUAUGGAGGUGUGUCAGUUCUCCCACCCGUCGACACCUCUAACCCCCAGUGAUUGGUCUUGUGGCCAUGGGCAUGAGGAAGAAGAAGAAGAGGAGGAGGAGGAGGUGGUUACCUCCUAUGCUUCAGACUUGUCCGAGUCUGUUAUCCAGGAGGCGUUCAUUGAGCUUUCUCAGGCUGACAUUGCCUUCACUAGCCAAGCAGCCAUCAGUGUUUCUCCAGACAACAUUUGUUACGUUCGUGCAGAGAAUAUGAGUGCUCACACCUGCAGCACAUUUGCUAACCAGGAGCUUUCCAGUGCAACCGUAGCAUAUGUUCUGGGGACCUCAGGAGAAAGUGCCCCCUGCACAGUGAAGGAAGCCCUUUUCACUGUGUCAGGCAUGGCUAGCUGUAUCCCUGUGCCCCAAGCAGGCCAAGCCAUCUCCCAUCUAAAGGAUCCUGAAGACCAGCAUGGUUCUAGCUUAACGUAUACUUCACUGUCCAGCCCUAAAAAAGUAACAGUAUUUUCCUCCGAUAACACCACAUGUACGCAAACUCACAUUUACAGCCAUGGAACUCAAACACCCACCUGUGGAAAAGGAUGCUCCCUUAGAAAAUCACCACUCCAAAACUUCUCUGGCAACAUGGUGGACACGAUAGUGACUGAAGCUUGUGAGCUUAUAAGUGCUUCUAAAAUGAAGAAACAUUUUGAUGACUGUGCUGGUUUCCUUGCAAAGGCAGUCGUGAGCCAAAGGGACACUCUGGAUGUGCCAAAUGCAGAGAUGGGUGGACAAAAGAAGACAUCUAAUGGUGGCGAUGACGCAACUCCAAAUUUGGGUCAAAGAUCUGGUCGGACACCCGGCACUCCUCCGUCUACACCCCAGCAGCCCAGUGAAGUAUCCAAGGAGAAACAAAUAAAACUGUUCUCCAAGAAGUUAAAAAGCAAGUUGGCCAAAGAAUUUUCUCCAGCAACCCCUCCUCCAACUCCGCACUAUCACACUGAACCUGGCCCGUGUCCAACGGAAAACAGUCCAGAGGCAGACAAGACCGAGUUCAUGUUAAAACUGAUGAGAUCACUUUCCGAGGAGGCAGAUGGUAAUGUGGAUGAAGAGGAGGAAGAAUUGCUAGAAGACACUGGUGUAAGUGGCACCAACAAAUCGGACGAGUCAGAAGGUCACCUGCAGGAAGUGAGACAGUUGUCAUCUCACGGGCUAUCCAACAAGGAAGCUCUCCAUUAUGCUGAGCAGUUGGCAUGUCAUAUAGUCUCAAUGGCAACUGAGAUAGAUGCUCUCGGGGUCGAUGACAAAGUAGGGGAAUUCGCUGGUCCGAGUGAGAGAAGGUGUGACAGUGUGGCUCAUUUCUCAGAGCAAACUUUGAACACCUUGUGGGUGUAUGCGGGGGAGGUGGCCGGGGAGGUAAUCAAUGACGUGAAGAGGAUGCUGAGCUCUGUCCAGCAGCGCUCUCAUCAUGGUUCUCCCAGAAGAAGAAGUGUCAACCGUCUGGGCUCGGAAUGUUUGCAUCACGAUCACCACCAACACCACUCUCUUACCGGAACAGAUCAGAGUAGUGACUGGAGGGUGGAGAGAGUGGCUGAGCAAUGGUCAAACAAUCUCCUAGCCUCUGUUUUCCGGUCGCCUGUCUCCACAUCAAGUAGUUCCAGUUCUGGAUUGUCCUCCGCGUAUCCCAGCUGUGAGAGUGUGACAGAUGAAUACGCCGGCUACCUCAUUAGGGUGCUAAAAAAAGAGGGAGGCAAUCGGGAGUUAGUCCUCGAUCAGUAUGCUAGUCGUCUGGCGUACCGGUCCAUCAAACAAGGUUUGGCUCAUGCUAGUCGCAAGAUAAAACAGAGAUCUUCCAGUGCCCGUCUUUAUCCCUCAAAGUCAUUACCAGAUGAACAGAAGGCAUCGGGUAGUGAGGCCUCACCACUCAAGGACAUAGUGGAGUCAAUAGUUUGUCUCUCGUGUGAGGAUGUGCAGUGUUGUUGCAGAGAAAAUCAUGGCCAGAGGGACUGCAUUGAUCUGGUGAACUUUGCCGAAUCUUUAGCAUACAAGAUCACGUGUGAUGUUACACGAAUGCUUCGUCUAUCUUCUGUACGUCUCCCAAAGUCUCUCACUGACUCUUGUCUCUAUAAGAAAUCCAAUCUUGAAAACGUGACAGAAAACCUCAUUAGGAACUCAUUCUCCUGCCCUCUACUGUCCAAGGUCAGUAAGGCUAGACUUUACCACAGCACGGGAAGCUUGCUUGAUGCCGGCCACAGCAAUAGGAUGAUGCCGGUCAUUGAGCACUAUGCAAAGAAAAUAGUUGAUGACACUCUAAAGAUGAGCUUGGCUUCAGUUGGGCAUUCAUCCCGGGAUCAUCAGAGGACCCCUGGCCCAGACAGACUCUCACACACCCAAAGGCUGUCUGAAGGGACGGUGCCAGGUCCCGCCCAGGGAGAGACAACCUGCUGUUACUGUCAGGCUCUGGAGUGCCCCUACUGCACCAAACUUAGUCGGCAUCACCACCAGUCUCUAUUGCACAGGAGGAGAAGAGGCCCAGGGUAUCAAACCAGGCCAGAGCGCCUCCAUGGGCUGGAGAUUCCUAAAAUCCAUAUCGACCUGGAACACAGGUCGGCAUUUGCGGAACAGAUGGUGUCUAUGGCGAUGGAGAACGCAAAACGCGAGCUGAGCAACACCAGCCUUAACGCAGACAGUGGCAUCAGCCAUGAUGGAACUAGCUACGCGGACAGUGUCACUGCUGAGGUCAUGACCUCCGCACUUAACGUCUGCCAAGCGGCCAGUGUCAGCUCUCCAGGCAGGGAAGCCACAGAAUCCACUGUGUCCCAGCAGUUGAGUGUCGGGGAUGACAGUUUGGGCAGCUGGUCCAACCUCAGCUUUGAGGAUGACAACAGCAGCUUCCUUCACCUCAGUGACAGCAAUGGAAACAGCAGCAGCUGGAGCAGUCUUGGCCUGGAGGGGGAGCCCUUUGACGAACGCAUGUCAUCCUCGCCUUCAGACAGCGACCAUACAGAGGACAAAGAGGGGGAGGUGAAAGAAGAAUCCAGUGGAACUCUGUGCGAUGACACAACCCAGAUGCAGGUCUCCGGGACUAUGUUGAUUAUCCUGAACUCGGACAGCCGCGAACUCCGGCGGAGCCCUCGGCACUUGACCCUCGACCCCCAGCUGAGGAGCUUGCUGCAGUGGGCGGCGGCCUCCGUCGCCGGGGUCCCUCUGAUCCAACUGAGUCCCGACAAUGAGCUCCAGCAGCUGCCAGCCGUGGUCCAAAGGCUGCGCGAGAGGAAGUGGAGGGUGGGAGAGCUGCUGCACUUCCUGUUGCGCUACUGUGAAGAGACCCAGCCGCGUGCUCCGCCCGGGGAGGAGACUCCCCACGUGGUCAGAGAGUCUCAGCGCGUCCCCCUCUUCAAGUGGCUCCUGGAGCACACCUAAACCCCUAUUUAUUUGUCUUCCUCCGCCCACUUCCAGCAGAGGGAGCUGUGAGAGCCUUGUACGACGUAUUAUUUUGCUGCUGUUUGAUUGUUGCAGUAUCCUCGCACGUUGCUUUAACAAACGAUCUCACACUUUCCUAAAAAGGAAGCAGAGCGACCCAUCCCGUUCGUUCCUGGCGCGGCCAUUUGUGAGGCAGGGAGAAAGUGUGUGUGCGUGCGGGCGAGCCCUUUUGUUCGGGGAUCCCCAUGGCUGCCAGCAGGCCGAUUAGGUCAUCACAUCCACAGCUCACCUUGGCGGCAGCGGAGCUGUUUCCACAUGAGAGGAACACCACGCCCUUCCAUUAUCAGAGUAGGGGCCGUCUUGAAAAGGUGCAUUUCUUUCCAUCGAGUAUUUCCAUUUUUGUGUUUCUUCAAGCAUAAUUUCCACAUGCUAAAAGGCCAUCGCUUUAUUUUACACGUUUGUGUUACAGACAGAAAUACUGCACAAAUUGCCUUAGAAUUCCACAAUUGAUCUUCUUAUACGGAAGCAAUUGCUUUCAAUGCAACAAAGCGUCUUAACAGUCACACGCUGACUUCGGCAUUGCGGAAUAGCCUUAACAUGCGGACUCUCCCGCCUCUGGUACGGCUCUGAGACUACCUCCCGAGCCGGAAAAUUGCCCAGUUGACUUUGCCCCCCCCCCACAAUUUCUGCGACAUGUGGAAAAUAGGCGGAACUUUUCCAGGCAGUGUUGAAGGGCCUUCAAUUUGAUUUCGAUUGAUAGGACCCAGUGUGUUUCCUGUUUCAUCUUUAGAUGGUGAUUUGCCAACUGAAAUAUUGCAAAUGGUGGAUUCGGGAUGGGCAACGCUUCAAUUGAUUUCUUGUAAAGAUGAGAGAGAAUCUCUUUCUCCGAAUGUUAGACCGCCAACGAGUGAUGAGAGACUUGACGGCCAAGGUCUGGCUGAGACGUCUUCAGACAGCAAACCCAUUGAGACUUCCUUAACCACAAUCUAGGCUUCUUUAGACUUUUGACACUUAACAUGCCUCGCUGAGACUUCUUAAUAAGGCAACCUCAUUGAGCCUCCUCAUUGACUUCUUUCGACAGCAAUCAAGGCUUCUUUAGACCGUAAACCCAUCGAGACUUGAGAGCAGUUGAGACUUUUGGCGGCAAGCUUGUAGAGGCUGUAGACAGCAAACUAGUUAAGACUUUUUUAGAUGCCAUAAAUACUUGACUGCAGAUGAGUUGACAUUUUGUUUUUGACGGGUAUCGAGAGUUAUUUCGAUUCUUUCGACAGCAAACGUUACACGACAAUCGAGACUUCUUCAGUUAGCAAAACUCGCUCAAGCUUUAGACAGCAGGUAAUGCUAGUCGAGGUAAAAAAGACUGCAGUCUAGUUAAGAUUUCUUUAGACGUCAAUCAAUGCUUCUGGAGACAGCAAACACAUUGAGAUAAGAACAGUCUAGACUUAAAAUGGUAAACAUACUGAGACAGCAGUCUAGGCUUCUUUAGGCUGUAACAUGCUUGGAUGUUUGACAGCAAUUGAGUUCUUUCGAUGGAAACACUAAUUGACACUACUUUAGACUGCAAACCUUUUGAGCUUUCUGUUGAUGGCUAACAAGACUUCAUUAGACGGCAAACAAAUUGAGACUUCAGUUGGUAAACUUGCCAAGAAGAAACAGUAAUUGAGCCUUCUUUCGACAGCAAAUGUGUUGAGACUUGAGAUGACAGUCGAGACAUUAUAGAUUGCAAUCUCACUCAGGCUUUAGACGGCAAACUAAUUGAGACUUCUUCAGACGGCAAUCGAGAGUUCAUUAGACUUCAAACCCGUUGAGGCGACUUUUGACUGCAGACUCAUUCAGGCAUUAGACUACAAGCAAACUGGAGGUUUUUGUUGACGGCAAACAAGACUUCCUGAGACAGCCAUCAAGUUGAGACUUAAGACGGUAAAUUUGCCAAGACUUCUUUACUCUGCAAACCUGUUCAGACAUUAGACAGCAAACUUGGUGAGACUUCUUUAGACUGCAGUCUUGUUAGCAUUUCUUGACAGUAGACAGCAAUCAAGUUCAGCCUAAAUCAACAGGAAGUGCUGGUCUCUAUUUUGCCUGAUUUGCUUCAAGACACGAUGAAUCAAGUCCAGACCCUCACUCAUUUCUUAAGGCUCCAUUCAAUGAUGAAUUGAUGUUGCCCAUCCCUAGCAUGUGGAUUGUUUGCCAGGUAGAUCAGUACGUUGAGAGUAUUUUUUUUCCAAUAAGCUGAAAUAAGCCAACGUUUGUGGCUUUAAUGUUGCCAAACUGACCUCACGCGGACCAAGUCGUCAUCAGAGUGGCUCAUCCGUGCCGUGUCGUAAUUGCGAAAGGUCCGUCGACGCAGAUCGCGGUGCUCUUUAACCACAAACUCAGGUUGAAGAGAUAAGUCAGCUCCACCUCAUAGAUGGCGACCACAACUUCCCCAACGGAUUCCAUCUGGGUGCAGAUGCAACUUUCAAUGCGCUCAUUGCUCUGGCAAGCGUGGCCAACCUGUGGCCUGUGGGCCAUAUAACGCCCCCUAGAGCAUUUGAUAGGGCCUACCAUGCAAUUCUAAAAACAGAUAAAACCUCAAAGUCCCAAAUUAUAAAACUGACACGUCAUCGAUGUUGGGCGGAAUCCUCACCUCUCCAAAACCAUUAGUUUUCAGGAAAUUUACACCAUUUUUUUUUUUUAGUUAUUCAACAUCAUACAGUUAAGAGAGGUAUUUGCAAGACUUUGGUUAAUAAUUUAUUUAAAAAAACAACAACAACAAAAACGGACCGUGCAGUAGUAUUGAUUUGAAAUUGACCAACUUUGGAAAUAAGCGCUUUCUGCCCAACAGGAGGACAUGCUGAUAAGAAUACAAACAUUUGUUGGAGACACUGUAAUAAUAUAUAAAUAUCGCUUUUCAUUUGUCGUUCGGCAUGGGUCCUCACCUGCAUGGCUAGAAGCUCCAUGCCACCUCUUCCUGCUUCAACUCUAUAGGCUGCUGACCAGAAUGGUCUUUUUUUUGGGUUUUGUUUUUUAGUAUACGUGUAUCAAUUUAAAACGGUGUUUGUCUCAAUAAUUGUUUACUUGUGAAAUAGAUCGCUAAAUGCACUAUGAGAAAAACAGUUACACUGUAAGAAGAAGAAGAGGUGGUGAAGUAUUUUGAAUGAACCUUGCAGAGAGACUGAGUUGAAAGGAAUGUCCAAUUCAUGAUGAAAAGAGAAGCUAUCCGUGUACAAAGUCAUUCUGUUGACAUUCCAGCUUGUGUUUGUGCCUGUUGGACGCUGGAUGUGCACCUGCAACAUUUUGUCAAAUGGGCCGCUGUUGUAUUCCAGUGCUGCUUUCAGAGUGCCCCCUGCCCCCAAACACACACACACACUGUAUUCGUUCCUGCUUACUUGUAAAGUCAUGCUAAAUAAAGAUAUUGAAUGAAUUAAGUUAUAUAAUAUAUAAAUGUAAUAUGAUAGUGAGUGUGGCGACCUGUUCCCUCGUGACAAUGCUGAAUAGUGAAUCCACGUUUGUAAGCUUGACGUCAAUACUUUAUGAUUAAAAAAGCUCAGUGAGACAAAGCUUUUACGUGGUCCCUUUUUUGGGCUUCUUUUAAUGCAUAAAUCCCUUAUAAAAUAAAAAGAAAAACAUUAUAAAUUGUUGUAAAUACUAUAUAUUGAUGCGGGCGGCAUAGUUCUGAGGUUGCGGGUUCCCCGUGCCUGUGUGGGUUUUCUCCGGGGUACUCUGGUUUCCUCACACAUUCCAAAGCAUGCGACCAGUUCAGGGUGUAGCCCGCCUCUCAGCCAAAGUCAGCUGGGAUAGGUGCCAGCACGCCCGCGACCCAUCAGGAGGACAAGCCGGAUGGAUGGAUAUUGAUG
Molecule: messenger RNA, 9758 nt
Organism: Phycodurus eques (leafy seadragon)
Lineage: Eukaryota; Metazoa; Chordata; Actinopteri; Syngnathiformes; Syngnathidae
Gene: akap11
Product: A kinase (PRKA) anchor protein 11
Exons: 13
Coding region: 508-5922 (1804 amino acids)
Biological process (GO): intracellular protein localization
Cellular component (GO): cytoplasm
Molecular function (GO): protein kinase A binding
Source: RefSeq, a predicted model, not a curated record